ACGCCAACAUACCUGGCCUGCGGUGGGCGGGUGCGCCGGCGUGCGACUGGCUGGGAGGUGGGAGGAGUGCUGGGAGCCCGUGCCGCGGCCGCUGCCUGGUCCCAGUCUUCUCGGAGGUCCACGCGGCCUUGGACCACCUCUUCCACACACUACUUUUUCAAGCUGCAUUUGCGUAGUUUUCCCCGUUCCCGAUCCCGCCCCUCAGACCGACUGCCGGCCUCAGCUCUGGGGCGCCCAGGGGUCAACAGAACUCAGGAUCUCUCCCUACUCCUUAGAGAAAUCUAAUUCAGGAAAGCCACUGAGAAACUUGUCUCCACCAAGAUAAAGAAACUGAAGCUCAAGAAGUAAAGUGAUGGCCAAGGUCACACAACUAGUGACUGGGUUGGGUCUGGCUGAACAACCACUGUGUGCCAGGGUCUAAGAAUACAGGAAACAAGACACUUCUCUCUUUUUCUCUACCUAAGGAAUACCUAGUCACCCUUCAGGACCAAACUAAAAAUAUCAUCUCUUAUGAAACUUUUUGUAAGGCCUUUGCCACCCACAAGUAGAGUUGAUAACUUGUGGGGUUUUUUGUGUGUGUGUGUAACCCUCUGAAAUAGCACUUUUCACAGUUAUUGUAAUGAUCUGCUUCUAUAGUUCCAUUUCUCUAACUUUGAGCACCUUGGCAACAGGGCCUGUGUACUAUUCAUCACCACUUGGAUAUCUGAUAGACAUCUCAAACUCAACAUGUCCAAAUCUGGACACCUGAUCUUCUUCCCCCAAAUGACCCCUCCCCUAAAGCGGUCCUCAUCUCGGUUAAUGGCAAUUUCACCUUGCCAGUUGUUCUGGCCCAAAAACCUUGAACCACACCUUGUAUUCAAUCUUUCAGCAAAUCCUGUUGACUCUCUCUUCCAAAUACAUCUAGAAUCCAAUCACUUCUUAUCACCUCCAGUGCUGCCACUCUAGUCCAAACCACCAUCACCUCUCACUUGGAUCACUGCAGUAGCCUCCUGACUGGUCUCACUGCUUCACCCAUGUCUCCUGUGGCCUAUCCUCCACACAGAAUCCAGAGUGAUCCUGCUAAAUGCAAGUCAGAUCAUGUCAGUUCUCAGCACAAAACUCUCCCAACGGCUUCCCAUCUCUCUCAGAGUAAAGCCAAAAUCCUUCAGUGGCCUACAGGCCCUAUAAAAUCUGAUCUCCUACUAAAUCUCUGAUCUUAUCUCCUAGUACAUCCCCCCUCCCACUCUGCUUCAGCUACUUGGUCCUCCUUGCUGUGUCAAGCUAGGUACACUUCUUACCCAGGACCUCUGCACUGGCUGUUCCCUUGCUAGCUAUACUCUUCUGCAUGACUCGCUUCCUCACCUCCUCAAGUCUUUGUUCAAACAUCACUUUCUCAGUGAGGCCUACCUUGACCAACCUAUUUAAGGUCGCCUCUAUUCUAAUCUCCAGUUUAUAGUAAAUACAGGGUAUAGAGGAACAAGAUAAAUGACACCACAAGGGGGGAAAACCCAGACAAAUCCAGAAGUAGGAUAUUCUACAAAACAAUUGAGUUGUACCUUUCAAAAAGCCAAUGUCAUUAAUUUAAAAAAAAUAAAGUUGAGAGACUUCUAGUUCUGGACCCAAUUGGAGUAGACACACUUCUCCCUAUUUCUCCCACUAAGGACAGCUAAAACUCUGCAUGUGACAUAUAAAACAAACAUAGAAAGACUCUUAAAGAAGGAUAAAAGGGCAGACUUGACUAGGUGAAUUUCCUGGGCUUUCUUGUUGCCUCAUAUAUCCCAGACUGGGGGCCGGCAAAGCCAGCCUGGAAAUGCCAAUAGGCACAGACCAAAGCAAAACAAAACAAAAAGCCUCAAUAAAAGCCUGCUCUCUCUAGCCCAAAGACUAGCGAAUGGGCAGCUUAGCCAGACAGAAGAAAACCCUUAGACAGUAACCACUCUCCUGCAACCAGACAUCACAGAAAAAAAUUGCAGUUCCACCCAUGCCAGCCAUCAAAGACCAAGUAGAAACCAAGACUUUCCUUCUUGCCAGGCUACCCCAGGCUCUCCGGGGUGGUGUCUGAGUAGGGAGUCUGGACUUCCAUCCCCACAGUGUAACCUGGGUGGUAUCAGAGCAUCAGAGGAGACCUAGUGGAGUGUCAGGACUUUUGCUGCUGCCCUGCUCUUCCUCCCCUCCCCACCCUAGUCCUCUGCCACCUUCACCCCCACCUGCACCCCCACCCGUGGUGAGUGGAAGCCACCUGGGUAACAGGAAGGAGGCCCUUCAACCCCUCCCAGCCAGGUAGGUGUCAGUGGAGGCCUCAUGGGGAGCUGGAACUUCCACGCCUGCCCAGCAAUAAAGAGGAAUCCCCUUCUUGGGUAUCAACCAAUGCUGAGGGGGGAACUUGAACUUCUACCCCUACCUGGCAGUAGCCAGGUAGUGGCCCCUUCCAUUGAUGGCAACAGUGUCAGAAGAGGCCUACCCAAAACAAACGAUUUAAAAACGAUCUAGAAUCUCAUAACAUAAUAUCCAAAAAUAUCUGGGAUGCAAUGAAAAUCCACGCAUCAUACCAGCAACCAGGAGACCCUCAACUUGAAUAAGAAAUAAUCAACAGAUGCCAGCACCAAGAUGACAGAGAGCUUUCGAUGAUCUGAGAAGGAUUCUAAAGCAGCCAACAUUUAAAAAAAAAUGUUCCAAUGAGCAAUUACAAAUAAGUUUGAAACAAAUGAAAAAAAAAAGGAAAGUCUUAGCAGAGAAAUAGAUAUGAUGAAGAAUCAAAUAGAAAUUUUGGAAGAGAAGAAUACAGUAACUAAACCAAAAAACUAAGUGGAUGGGCUCAUCAGCAGGAUGGAGAGGACGAGGGAAAAAAAAUCAACGAACUGGAAGAUAGAACAUUAGAAAUUACCCAAUCUGAACAACAGUGGGAAAACAGAGUGAAAAAGAAAAUGAACAGAGCCUUAGAGACAUGUGGGACUAUAACAAAAGACCUAACAUUCAUGUCAUCGGAGUCCCAGAAGGAGAAGAGAAAGAGGGUGGGGCCGAAAAAGUCCUCAAGAUAUGAUGGCUGAAAAUCCCCCAAAUCUGGCAAAAGACAUAAACCUACAGAUUCAAGGAGCUGAACAAAUCCCAAGCAGGAUAAAAUCAAAGAAAUCCAUGCCAAGACACAUUAUAAUCAAACUUUUAAAAACAAGACGAAGAGAAAAUCUUGAAACAGUAAGAGAGAAACACCACUUUGUCAACAGGGGAAAAACAAUUCAAGUAUCAGUGAUUUCUCACCAGAAACCAUGGUGGCCAGAAGGAAGUGACACUACAUGUUUCAAGUGUUAAAAGAACUGCCAAACCUGGAUGCUAUAUCUAGUGAAAAUAUCCUUCUGAAAUGAGGGAGAAAUCAAGAUAUCCUCAGAGAAAGGAAAGCUAUGAGACCAGGACACCAGCAGACCCACCCUAAAAGAGUGGUUAAAGGCAGUUCUCAAAACAAAAAGGAAAUAAUAAAAGAAGAAAUCUUGGAGCAUCGGGAAGGAAGAAAGAAUAGAUGAGUAAAAAUGAGCCGCUGUUUAGCAUUCCUGCCGCUGCCGCUGCCACUGCCUGACUCUGCACGCUGAUUGGCUGGAAUCAACUGAGAAGGGAGCCAGGGAGAGAUGCUCUUGACUCCACUCAGAUCCAUCCUGGGGACCAGUGCAGGAGCGGUCCUCGCAGCACCCAGCUUCUGCCCAGGCUCCCGCUUCUUCUUUGCCGCUGGGCCUUGGCCCAGGAGCCACGACGGGCGACACGGAGCCGCCAGUGCUGGAGGGGGAGCCGUGGGUGCGGGGCAGCGUGGGGGCAGAGGCCCCGGGACGCCCGCCCGGCCCCAGGCCCCGCUCCGCCCGGGCGCCCCCACGGGUGCCCCCCCCUUCCUGGUCCGAGCAGUGUGAGUGUGCCCGGGAGCCCGGAGGCGGCGGUGGCGGCGGCGGCGUGGAAACCGGCGUGGGCUGGGGGGUCCGGGCCGCGGGGGGCAGUGCCAUGCACAAGCACCAGCACUGCUGUAAGUGCCCCGAGUGCUACGAGGUGACCCGCCUGGCCGCCCUGCGGCGCCUGGAGCCUCCCGGCUACGGGGACUGGCAGGUACCCGACCCCUACGGGCCAGGUGGGGGCAAUGGAGCCAGCGCCAGUUAUGGGGGCUACAGCUCGCAGACCCUGCCUUCGCAGGCGGGGGCCACCCCCACCCCCCGCACCAAGGCCAAGCUCAUCCCCACCGGCCGGGAUGUGGGGCCAGUGCCCCCUAAACCAGUCCCAGGCAAGAGCACCCCCAAACUCAACGGCAGCGGCCCCAGCUGGUGGCCCGAGUGCACCUGUACCAACCGGGAUUGGUAUGAACAGGUGAAUGGCAGCGAUGGCAUGUUCAAGUAUGAGGAGAUAGUCCUUGAACGGGGCAAUUCUGGCCUGGGCUUCAGCAUUGCUGGUGGCAUCGACAACCCCCAUGUCCCCGAUGACCCUGGAAUCUUUAUUACCAAGAUUAUCCCUGGCGGAGCAGCUGCCAUGGACGGGAGGCUGGGGGUGAAUGACUGUGUGCUGCGGGUGAACGAGGUGGACGUGUCGGAGGUGGUGCACAGCAGGGCGGUGGAGGCGCUGAAGGAGGCCGGCCCUGUGGUGCGGUUGGUGGUACGGAGGCGACAGCCCCCACCAGAGACCAUCAUGGAGGUCAAUCUGCUCAAAGGGCCCAAAGGCCUGGGUUUCAGCAUUGCUGGAGGGAUUGGCAACCAGCACAUCCCAGGAGACAACAGCAUCUACAUCACCAAGAUCAUCGAGGGGGGUGCUGCUCAGAAGGAUGGACGCCUACAGAUCGGGGAUAGGUUGCUGGCGGUGAACAACACCAAUCUGCAGGAUGUGAGGCACGAGGAAGCUGUGGCCUCGCUGAAGAACACAUCAGAUAUGGUCUAUCUGAAGGUGGCCAAGCCAGGCAGCCUUCACCUCAACGACAUGUACGCACCCCCCGACUACGCCAGCACUUUUACUGCCUUGGCUGACAACCACAUAAGCCAUAACUCCAGCCUGGGUUAUCUCGGGGCUGUGGAGAGCAAGGUCAGCUACCCUGCUCCUCCUCAGGUUCCCCCUGCCCGAUACUCUCCCAUCCCCAGGCACAUGCUGGCUGAGGAAGACUUCACCAGAGAGCCCCGCAAGAUCAUCCUGCACAAGGGCUCCACAGGCCUGGGCUUCAACAUCGUGGGAGGAGAGGAUGGAGAAGGCAUUUUUGUCUCCUUCAUCCUGGCAGGAGGCCCAGCUGACCUGAGUGGGGAGCUGCGCAGGGGAGACCGGAUCUUAUCGGUGAAUGGCGUGAACCUGAGGAAUGCAACUCACGAGCAGGCUGCAGCUGCUCUGAAACGGGCUGGCCAGUCAGUCACCAUCGUGGCCCAGUACAGACCUGAAGAAUACAGUCGCUUUGAAUCGAAGAUACAUGACUUGCGAGAACAGAUGAUGAACAGCAGCAUGAGCUCUGGGUCUGGGUCCCUGCGAACGAGUGAGAAGAGGUCCUUGUAUGUCAGGGCCUUGUUUGAUUAUGACCGGACUCGGGACAGCUGCCUGCCGAGCCAAGGCCUCAGCUUCUCCUAUGGUGACAUUCUACAUGUCAUUAACGCCUCUGAUGAUGAGUGGUGGCAGGCGAGACUGGUGACCCCACACGGAGAAAGUGAGCAAAUCGGUGUGAUCCCCAGUAAGAAGAGGGUGGAAAAGAAAGAAAGGGCUCGACUGAAAACCGUGAAGUUUCAUGCCAGGACGGGGAUGAUUGAGUCUAACAGGUCGAUCAAAACGAAACGUAAAAAGAGUUUCCGCCUCUCUCGAAAGUUUCCAUUUUACAAGAGCAAAGAAAACAUGGCCCAGGAGAGCAGCGUACAGGAACAGGGAGUGACAUCCAACACCAGUGACAGCGAAAGCAGUUCCAAAGGACAAGAGGAUGCUAUUUUGUCAUAUGAGCCAGUGACACGGCAAGAAAUUCACUAUGCAAGGCCUGUCAUCAUCCUGGGCCCAAUGAAGGAUAGAGUCAACGAUGAUCUGAUUUCGGAGUUCCCACAUAAAUUUGGAUCCUGUGUACCGCAUACUACCCGGCCUCGGCGUGAUAAUGAAGUGGACGGGCAAGACUACCACUUUGUGGUGUCCCGAGAACAGAUGGAAAAGGAUAUUCAGGACAACAAGUUCAUUGAGGCGGGUCAAUUCAACGAUAAUCUCUAUGGGACCAGCAUCCAGUCAGUGAGGGCAGUUGCAGAGAGGGGCAAGCACUGCAUCUUAGAUGUUUCUGGCAAUGCUAUCAAGAGGCUGCAGCAGUCACAACUUUACCCCAUUGCCAUUUUCAUCAAGCCCAAGUCCAUUGAAGCGCUUAUGGAAAUGAACCGACGGCAGACAUAUGAACAAGCAAAUAAGAUCUAUGACAAAGCCAUGAAACUGGAGCAGGAGUUUGGAGAAUACUUCACAGCCAUUGUACAGGGUGACUCACUGGAAGAGAUUUAUAACAAAAUCAAACAAAUCAUUGAGGACCAGUCUGGGCACUACAUUUGGGUCCCAUCCCCUGAAAAACUCUGAAGAAUCCCCUCCAACCAUUCUAUUGUGAACAGAAGAAAUCAAGUCCCUCUUCCCUCCUCCCUCUUCAUUCCUGUCCCCAUGGGGAGAACAAAUGACUACUGUUCUUAUCCCCUUUUUUAGAUAUGUCCAAAAAAUUGAGUUUUCUAGUCCUGUUCUGUUUUUUUAAAUUUUUGUUUUGUUUUGGUUUAUUUUUUGGGAUGAUGCCAUCUCACUCAUCAUGUGACUGUGCCCAUUCCUGCAUGGACCUUUCCCAAGCACUAGCACAGGUGCAAAUCCAUCAGAGUCAUCGUUUUCAUAAAACCAAGCAGAAGCGAAGAGAAGAGAGGAGGACUGAAGGAAAGACAGACUGGACAGCUGCGUGGCUUAUGAAGCGAGCCCCGCACACCAUGCGAGGAGAGGCUCCCGGGCUCUGCUACGAUCUGUAUGCUGCCUCGUGGCUCAGGACGGCGCGGUCAUGGCGACAGAAAGUAUCUUAUUUAUAUAUAGAUAUAUAUAUGUAAUUUAUAUAAAAUAUAUAGAAAUUAUUAUAUAUAUAUAUUAUACACUCUCAUAUAAUAUAUAUAUAUAUUCACAUGCAUUUGGACUAGAAAAUCUAUGGAGACUUCAUCAACGGUACUGUGUUAUUAGAGAAAUGCUUUAAUUUUCAUAUUCCAAUCAGAUGGCAUCUUAUAUCCCAACUGGUUGGGGAGGGAGUGAAAGUGGUAGUAAGUGCUGUACCGAGGGCACUCGCAUUGGUCAUUCUCUUGAGAGCUGGGCUUUUCUCUAGGAGGGGUCAGCCGGAGGCCAGUGAGAAGGGGCUUUUGCCUGGGGGCCAGAGGCUUGGAGCCAUGACCCUAGAGCCGAUGCUGCCCGUGGGGCACAGUCAGGCCCGCGUGUGGGAAGCGAGAGAAUGGCUAACGGUGCUCCCACCAUAUUAAAUUGCUGAUUGUUUUAUGCCACCUGAUGUGUCUGCAUGAGAGGUUUCCUUUUUGUUCAUUUUUAAGCUGCUGUUAAACCAAAACCAUGUUGUGCUACUGUGUCAGCCUUUUCAUUCUUCCAGAUUUUACUUUUACUAUUUAAGUGAAUGCGUAGAAUCCAGUUUGAGCGGGUUCUAAAGGGUCAUGAUGUUCUGGGGGAGCCAGGCCUCGGGGUAGCCUGGGUGACCUGGGCUUGGCCAUCUCACUAGCGGAAGGGGGAGUGGGGGCAGGUGACAACCAGCGGGAGCUGGGGCUCCUGUCGUAACGUGUCCCUUCACUCACCUGCCAGGGACAUGCUGGGCUCAGCUGAGGCCCCAUUAUGGGGCCCACUAGCAGGGAUGGGGCGCCACUUGCUUUCUAGCUCUGCGCUGGGACAGUGGGAAGGCCCUGAGCUCGGCUAGCCGUGUAAUGAAAAGUUUGAUUUGGGUUUUUUCGCAGCUCCUUCAUGUGCCCUACCUACCCCAGCCCUUCUCCAACAGCUGGUAGCUUACUGUUUCUUUAAGAAGAAAAUAGACUUUAAUGCUGUCAGUUUGAGCUGUAGAGCUGAGAUGCACUUACUGUUGAGAUGUGAAACCUUGUUGCUUUUUCCCAGAGUCAGAGGGCAGUGAUUGUGGUCAAGGGGGUUUUUGUCAGACCACAAAUGCAGGUGGCAGGUGUGGCUCAGGCCCCCCCCACCCCCACCCCACGGUGCUCCUUUGAAGCCACCAUGCCUCCCUCAGCUCCAUGCUGGAGGCACGACACAGGGGACCAGAGCAUGGACAUGCUUGGCCCCAGGGUUGAGACUGUUGUUUCCUAGCCCACUGUGUUACAACUGGUGCAGACGACACACGUUGGAGAUGCUUUGAGCACUGCCAGCCAAAUUUAGGAAAUCUGUUAACAGGUCUACCAGCAUGAGGAGGCUAACUGUAAAGUGUGGGGCCCAGAAUGUGGGUAAAGAAAGGGCAGCAGCUUUACCUGGGCAGUGCACUGGAUUGAAGGCAAGAGGGGUAAAGUGGAGGCCAGUUAUGACUCUGGUGAGGAGGGGGUGAGCUGGAAGUGUUGUUGAUGUCUGUGAUAUUAAGCGCUGUAGUCUGAAUGAUGCUCAACCCUCUACCCCUCCCAGGGAAGAAAAGCAGAGAUUCAAAGCAAGCAUGACACUAGCUGGUUUACCAGUGUUCCUUCCAAGGAGACAUAUAUUUUUUAAUAAAUGAUAGUUGCAAUGAA
Messenger RNA from Hippopotamus amphibius kiboko, 8666 nucleotides. RefSeq names its product discs large MAGUK scaffold protein 3 (gene DLG3). The record is from RefSeq and is a predicted model, not a curated record. The transcript has 23 exons. The coding region runs from base 3958 to 6507 and encodes 849 amino acids. Gene Ontology annotation, cellular component: neuromuscular junction; neuron projection; postsynaptic density membrane. Gene Ontology annotation, molecular function: kinase binding. NCBI's taxonomy places the organism in Eukaryota, Metazoa, Chordata, Mammalia, Artiodactyla, Hippopotamidae. Gene Ontology annotation, biological process: chemical synaptic transmission.